Molecule: messenger RNA, 3470 nt
Organism: Cercospora beticola
Lineage: Eukaryota; Fungi; Ascomycota; Dothideomycetes; Mycosphaerellales; Mycosphaerellaceae
Gene: SEC8
Product: exocyst subunit SEC8
Biological process (GO): Golgi to plasma membrane transport; exocytosis
Cellular component (GO): exocyst
Source: RefSeq, a predicted model, not a curated record
GCUGCCGCCUGCCACAUGCACGAACGGGCGCAACCUUGCAGGACGCGGAGGAGGAGGAUGAAGCGCGCUCGUCAGUAGAACGGCAACAGCAUAGGCAGAGCAUUCGUAGUGGUAUUUCGCAAUUACAGGACACUUAUCAACAUUGAUACGCAACCGACACGAUGACGAGAUAGCACCCAUAUUGAUCCCCCGCCAGCCAGGACUCGAGGCGGUCCAGCAACAUGUCCUCCCAUCGCAAUGGCUACCUGAAUGGCGGCGAUGGGCCAUUGCACCGCUUCCACUUCGAGGACAGCAGCAGAGAGACUAGCGACGCUGAACGGAGUAGAUCGAGGGGUACGCCAGCCCCGCGGGGAUACCAGGCGGGCGCAUCUGCCAGAGGACAGCAGCCUGCGAGCCGGUUCGAUCGCAGUCAAGGACGGAGUCGCGAGGAUCCAUACGGCUACAGCCAGCAGAGUCAGAGCCGCAGCAGAAGUCGAGUGAAUGCGAAUCGCUAUGGACCUGCAAGUGGGCAGGUGGAAGAUAUCCUCCGCUACAUCGAGCAACAAUGGGCCUUCAUGGCCAACGACAGCUGUGUACCCGUCAAGGUCGCCCUACAAUUAAUGGACAACUCGUCACUGGGUCUCGCCGACCAGUAUCAGCAAUUCGGAGAAGCGCACACCCAGCUGCAGAAUGCACUCAAAGUCAUUGUCAAUGAGCACCACCAAGGCUUCAACAGUAGUAUUGGUACUUUCCACAAAAUCCAGGCGGCGAUACACACCUCUCAACAGCGAGUGCGGACAUUGCGAGCGGGAUUGGUACAAGCAAAAGGUAGUCUGGCGACGGGCAGGCCGGAACUGAAGGCAUUUGCACAAAGCAGUCAGAGCUAUGAUCAGAUGUUACAGGUCUUGGGGACGAUAGAACAACUCCAGCAGGUGCCAGAGAAGCUCGAAGCGCAGAUUUCCGAGAAACGCUUUUUAGGUGCCGUCGAUAUACUGCAAGAUGCGCUCAAAAUGAUGCGCAAGCCAGAAAUGGAGGAGAUUGGUGCGCUGAGUGAUUUGAAGGUAUAUCUGAGCAACCAGGAACAUUCGUUAACAGAUAUCCUCAUUGAGGAGCUGCACAACCAUUUGUAUCUGAAGAGCCCGUAUUGUGAAGAGCGUUGGAAAGCACACACCCGGCGGGACACAACCAGCACCGCACUCGACGAUGGCGAGCGGGCCAUGUUCGAGUUCCUCGAGAACUUUGACGCUUCCAAACCGAUGCUGGAGGAUACGACCAGAAACCCAGAAGCAGAUACGUUCGCAUACAUCCAAUUAAUCGUCGAGUCGCUCAACCGCAUGAACAGGCUGGAAAAUGCAGUUGAUGCAAUCGAGCAUCGACUUCCGGUGGAGCUGUUCACUGUCGUCGAACGAUCACAUAUGGAAGUCGAGCAACGACAUCCGUCUGUCACACGAAAUGCGACAAAAGGACAGACCGGAAAAGCAGGAAUCACAUGGGGAGCAGACGGGGAGCGUAAGGAGACACUCGAAGAUCUGCUCACAACUUUGUUCGCCAAAUACGAAGCCAUCGCAGAAGGGCAUCGCGUUCUUUAUGACGUGACUGCAGCCAUUAUCAAACGCGAUGAUCACGACGAAUCGACCGGUUUGAAUCGAAGCUUCCGUGAACUGUGGAAACUAUUGCAAAGCGAGAUAAGGUCUCUUCUGCAUGACCACCUGGCAACGAAUGGCAAUCUCGAACAAAGGAUGCGGCAAGAGAACGACCCUAAUACGAACAUUUUCAAGCCUCAGCCUCGUGACAAAACUCGCAGGCUCUUCAAGCUCACGGACACCGACAGCAAGUCGCCCGAGCUCGCGACAGAGCGCGAGGAUCUUGAGGCUAUACUUAAACAAUCAGUUCCUGGACUGGUUGGUAGUAAUGCACAAAAUGCCAAGCAGGAUCGCGAUACGGUCACAGACAUCUCAGCGACCGGGCACAAGCUGCUGGUCGAACCUAGUGUGUUCAACAUGGGCAUUUUACUGAAGCCAUCGCUAGACUUCCUGACACGGCUGCGAGAUGUCGUGCCACCACAUUCUGGUGUUGUGCCGAGCACAUUGACGUCCUUUCUUGACGACUUCCUUAUUAACGUCUUCUACCCACAAUUGGACGAGACAUUGCUGGACCUGUGCAGUCGCAGCAUGACGGAGAUUGAUGCGUUCCAGGCAGAUCCGAAAUGGCAGACGCACGCACAGCGGCCAAUAUUCAGGGGUACUGCUCGCUUCUACGAGCUCAUCCAGGCCUUCUGUGUUAUGCUAGACAGUCUUCCUCACGACCAGAGCUUCAGUCAGCUCAUCAUCACGCAAAUGCGGUCAUACUACGACAAAUGCUACCAGUGGUCUAAGAGUCUGCUACAGCGUGCCCUUGCCGAGAACGGCAAUGCGAAGAUGAGACUGGCCGCACACCUUGCCACGGAUGGCGAGGUCAACAAGGUCGUAAUCGAGCUAUCGAAGGGAGAUGCUCGUGAUCCGAUCGUGCUCGCUGAGAAGGAGACAGCACUUCUCUUACGGCAGAUCAAAAACACUCGUCUAGAAGAGGCAGACCUCAUUGUCGACCGAAAGGCCAUUGCAGCCCUCUGCACACUGCACACGAGCAUGAAAUGGCUUGCUGCGCAAUGCAAACAGCUGCGUUAUAUUUCACCUCGUGCGAUUGACACAUCCAGCAUGCAAGCUCAUGACCGCAGGCGCUGGACACAAAUCGCUCACGUUGGGUCGGCGCCCGCUGGUCCUUACCUGCCUCUGGACCAGCAGACCGCGGCAGGUUUUGAUGCAGUCAUUGCAUCUUUCACUGAACUGUCAUCACUCAUAUUGCGAACCCUACAUGUCGACCUUCGCCUGCACUUGCUGCAUGGUAUAUACGCCGCGAUGGACACAACGUAUGCUCUCGGCCAACCAUACAACGAUCCCGAUCCCGCCAUUCUCAACCUCGCUGCAAGUUUGGGAACUUACGAUACUGCCAUCUCCACGAACUUGCUCGCUGCGCAGUACGAUUUCUUGACUGCCAACCUGCACGUCCUCGCCAACAACGCCUUGGUCUCUCUCGUCGGGUGUAUCCCUGCACUCGAUGGGCACGGGCUAGACCGUAUGGGUCUCAACAUUCUCGUUCUGCAGCAGACGUUGAAGACAGCGAUGCAGCAAGACGCGAGUCUGGACUUCGCCGCGAAAUUCUAUGGACUGUGCGAGCCCAAGGCCAUCGUGGUGGAGUCGAAGAAGGGCGAAUAUGCGCCUGAGGAUUUGAAAGCUUUGGCAAGGCUGGUGUGGGUCGAAGAUCGCGAUCGGGAGCAAGGUGCUUUAGACCAGGUUGUGGCUAGUAUUGGAUAAAUGGAGAUGAUGUCGGGGUGUCAACAAGGUGACUCGUUGGUCAAGACAUGGUGAAGGCGGAUGUAGUGCUCUGUUGGCCGACGUUGCUAGUUGGCACGAUGUACAGAACGUAAGAUGCCCUUUCAUCUUGGUGCUGGCGCU